This is a messenger RNA of Nymphaea colorata (pocket water lily), 3266 nucleotides long. Its product is annotated as exosome complex exonuclease RRP44 homolog A. Gene Ontology annotation, biological process: rRNA catabolic process. Lineage: Eukaryota; Viridiplantae; Streptophyta; Magnoliopsida; Nymphaeales; Nymphaeaceae. Gene Ontology annotation, molecular function: 3'-5'-RNA exonuclease activity; endonuclease activity; RNA binding. The transcript is spliced from 24 exons. Bases 257 to 3091 code for a protein of 944 amino acids. Gene Ontology annotation, cellular component: nuclear exosome (RNase complex); cytoplasmic exosome (RNase complex). The record is from RefSeq and is a predicted model, not a curated record.
UAUAUCCCUCUUCCCAAGCUGGAGGAUAAAAAUAUCCAUUUCGCUCCACCCGCAGGCGAUUUAAGGUGAGCCAUCGGCCGGAGAUCCCGAAUCCCCGUUUUUAGGCAAUAUCAUGAAGGCGUGCACCAUUAGCAAACGCAGGUCGUCCGCCAAAUCAAGAAAACAAAAACCCUCGAAAUAGAGGGAGAGGGAAAUCAAGACAUAAGGUUCCUUCCCUCCUCACUCUCCUCUCUCUUGGCGCCAUCUCUCUGUCACGAUGUUGCAGAACAAGUCUUUCGUUAAGAAGACCAAGCAUGGCAGAGUAAUGAAGGUUGUCAGGGAGCAUUACCUCAGGGAUGAUAUCUAUUGUGGAGUAAAGGUUUGCAAAACCUGCGAUUCUUCGGCUGCUGUCUUGAGCUCUUCAGAUUUUCCCAUUCUUAUUGUUGACACGAAUGUCAUUCUUAACCAGAUCGAUUUGCUGGAGAAUCCGGCUAUUAAGGACGUGGUAUUGUUAUCGGUGGUACUAGAAGAGGUGAAGAACAAAAAUAUUGGGGUUUAUAACAGGGUUAGGGCAAUUUGCAGUAACCCUUCGAAAAACUUCUUUGUAUUCUCCAAUGAGCAUCACAAAGACACUUAUGUGAAGGCAAUGACAGGGGAAAGUCCUAAUGAUCGAAAUGAUAGGGCAAUUCGUGUGGCUACACUUUGGUACCAGAACCAUCUAGGUCCGAGUUCGCGAGUAUUGCUUGUUACAAAUGACAAAGAAAAUAAGAGGAAGGCCACUGAGGAAGGAAUCAUUGCAGAAACAGUGGAAGCAUAUAUAAAGUCUCUUGAGCGGCCGGAUUUGCUUGACUUGGUUGCACCUAGUACUUGCUCAGAAGAUGUUGACAUGGGUGAAGUUGAAGAUUUGAGACCAUCAAAGAAGAAAGUCAUUUAUCUUGAGCACAAGCCUAUGUCAGAGAUCACGAAAGGGUUACACCGUGGCAUUUAUCAUCAAGGGAAACUUCGUGUGAAUCGGUAUAAUCCUUUUGAAGCAUAUGUUGGAAGUGAGAGCAUUGGAGAUGAAAUUGUAAUAUGUGGCCGGGCGAACAUGAAUAGAGCUUUUGAUGGUGACAUUGUUGCUGUGGAGCUCUUGCCCCAAGAACAGUGGCACGAAGGGAAAUCCUCAAGUAUAGUGGAAGAUGAGGAUGAAGAAGAAGAUGUGCAUUUGGUUCCUGCUAGUUCUGAUGUUGCUCCCAGCAACAGGCACAUAGAGCCCAGUUCUGGGGAAGUGGUGAAUCCUUCUCCUUGCCAUCCUUUGGGACGUGUUGUUGGAAUUAUAAAGCGAAAUUGGCAUGCUUAUUGUGGCUCCUUGGAACCAAUGCCAUUGCCUGCAGGUACUGGUGGUGUGGCUCAUGCUUUAUUUGUUUCCAAAGAUCGAAGAAUUCCAAAAAUCAGGAUUCAAACUCGGCAGCUUGGAAAUCUACUAGACAAGAGGAUUAUUGUUUCUGUUGAUUCUUGGGAUUGUUUAUCUCGGUACCCAACUGGUCAUUAUGUACGUACUAUUGGUGAUAUAGGAGACCGUGAUACUGAAACUGAGGUUGUGUUGAUUGAGAAUGACAUUGAUUCGAGACCAUUUUCUCAACAAGUUUUGAGUUGCCUGCCACCACUGCCGUGGAAUUUGUCAGAUGCUGAUUUGGAAAAUCCAAAUAGAGAAGAUUUGCGGCAUGUGCGAGUCUUCAGUGUUGAUCCACCUGGGUGCAAGGAUAUUGAUGAUGCAUUGCAUUGCACAAGCCUUCCAAAUGGAAAUUAUGAAGUGGGAGUUCAUAUUGCUGAUGUCACAAAUUUCGUUUUUCCUGGUACCCCACUUGAUGAGGAGGCGGCUCAAAGGGGCACUUCUGUUUAUCUUGUUGAGCGCAGAAUUGAUAUGCUCCCAAAACCUCUUACUGAAGAUAUAUGUUCCCUUCGAUCUGAUGUGGAGAGGCUGGCCUUUUCGGUUAUUUGGGAAAUGACACCAGAAGCUGACAUUAUUUCAUCGAGGUAUACAAAAAGUGUCAUAAAAUCAUGUGCUGCAUUGUCUUAUAUUGAAGCUCAAGCUCGAAUGGAUGAUAGUCGCUUGAUGGAUCCACUUACUGUUGACAUCCGCAAUUUAAAUUCAUUGGCGAAGAUUAUGAGGCAAAGGCGUAUAGAAAGAGGAGCUUUAACACUUGCAUCGGCAGAGGUUAAGUUUCAAAUUGAUACUGAAACUCACGAUCCUCUUGACAUUGGAAUGUACCAAAUUCGGGAGGCCAAUCAAAUGAUUGAAGAAUUUAUGCUUGCUGCGAAUGUGUCAGUUGCUGAGAAAAUUUUAAAGCAUUUUCCUCUAUGCUCCUUACUGAGGCGCCAUCCAACUCCAACUCCCGAGAUGCUUGAACCCUUGUUGAGAACAACAACUUCUAUAGGUCUGAAUAUAGAUGUGUCAUCUUCAAAAGCUUUUGCUGAUUCUCUUGAUCACGCAGUGGGUGAAGAUCCAUACUUCAAUAAGCUAAUUCGGAUCCUUGCAACAAGAUGCAUGACACAGGCAGUCUAUUUCUGCAGUGGAGACCUAAACCCUUCUGAAUUUCAUCACUAUGGUCUUGCAGCGCCACUUUAUACUCAUUUCACAUCUCCAAUACGCCGCUAUGCAGAUGUAAUUGUCCACAGGUUACUUGCAGCAGCUCUAGGAAUUGCCAAACUACCGCCAGUUUUCCAAGACAAACUCCAGCUCACCAGUAUCGCUGAUAAUUUAAAUUAUCGGCAUCGCAAUGCCCAGAUGGCAGGUCGUGCAUCGGUUGAGCUCCAUACACUUAUCUAUUUCAGAAAACGGCCCGCAGAUACAGAAGCCAGAGUAAUCAAGAUACGUGCUAAUGGCUUUAUUGUGUUUGUGCCAAAGUAUGGUAUAGAAGGUCCCGUGUACUUAACUCACAACGGACAAUCAGGUGAUGGAAAAAGAAGGACGGGUGGGGAAGGAUGGGUUGUGGAUGAGAAUCAUCAGCAGGUGAAAAACAUAAACUCAGGCAAGAGUUACAGAGUUUUACAGAAGGUAGACAUCCACAUCGAGGUUGUUGAGCCGCAACCAAACAGGCCGAAGCUGGAACUCACACUCCUGGAAAAGUAAUGUUACCGGCCUUUCUAUAUGUAACUUGUGUAUAUUUACCCCAGGUCCUUUUGUUAUUUUCAGCGAUGUUUAUUUUCUUUAGUUGUUUCCUUUGUCAAGAACCGGCAGUCUAUGUGAUCAUAACAGCCAUGGAUUGGCUAAAAUAUUGGAAUUUAAUUGUUGCAAAUUCUUUUUU